Ornithorhynchus anatinus (platypus) is the source of this 6497-nucleotide messenger RNA. It is a transcript of the gene PLCB1, whose product is annotated as phospholipase C beta 1. The transcript is spliced from 32 exons. The record is from RefSeq and is a predicted model, not a curated record. The coding region runs from base 91 to 3747 and encodes 1218 amino acids. Gene Ontology annotation, molecular function: calmodulin binding; calcium ion binding; phosphatidylinositol-4,5-bisphosphate phospholipase C activity. Gene Ontology annotation, biological process: memory; phosphatidylinositol-mediated signaling; lipid catabolic process. Gene Ontology annotation, cellular component: cytoplasm; nuclear speck. NCBI's taxonomy places the organism in Eukaryota, Metazoa, Chordata, Mammalia, Monotremata, Ornithorhynchidae.
CCGGCCCCGGGCCCUCCCCGCGCCUGUCUCUGCCCCUGCCUCCCGCUCCGAAGCCUCCCCUCCUCGUCGGGGAAGCCUAAAUGCGGGUAGAUGGCCGGGGCACAGCCGGGAGUUCACGCUCUGCAGCUCAAACCCGUCUGCGUCUCGGACCACCUGAAGAAGGGCACCAAAUUCGUCAAAUGGGAUGAUGAUUCCACCGUGGUGACCCCAAUUAUUCUGAAGACUGACCCUCAGGGAUUUUUCUUUUACUGGACGGAUCAAAAUAAGGAGACAGAGCUUUUGGAUCUCAGCCUCGUUAAGGAUGCCAGAUGUGGGAAACAUGCCAAAGCUCCUAAGGAUCCGAAAUUGCGAGAAUUGUUGGAUGUGGGGAACAUAGGACGCCUGGAACAUCGUAUGAUAACUGUAGUGUAUGGUCCAGAUUUGGUUAACAUCUCCCAUUUGAACUUAGUGGCAUUUCAAGAAGAACUAGCGAAGGAAUGGGCAGAUGAGGUCUUCAGUUUGGCAACAAAUUUGCUGGCCCAAAACAUGUCAAGGGAUGCAUUUCUGGAAAAAGCCUACACCAAACUAAAACUGCAGGUCACUCCAGAAGGGCGAAUUCCUCUCAAAAACAUCUACCGCUUGUUUUCAGCAGACCGAAAACGAGUAGAAACUGCAUUAGAAGCUUGUAGUCUUCCGUCUUCGAGGAAUGAUUCGAUACCUCAAGAAGACUUCACACCAGAAGUGUACAGAGUAUUCCUAAACAAUAUUUGCCCUCGACCAGAAAUUGACAACAUCUUUUCAGAGUUCGGUGCAAAGAGUAGACCGUACCUAACUGUGGAUCAGAUGAUGGAGUUUAUCAAUUUUAAGCAACGGGAUCCUCGGCUGAAUGAAAUCCUUUACCCACCUUUAAAGCAGGAGCAAGUCCAACAGCUGAUUGAGAAGUACGAACCCAACAAUAAUUUAGCAAAAAAAGGACAGAUAUCAGUGGAUGGAUUUAUGCGCUAUCUGAGUGGAGAAGAAAAUGGAGUGGUUCCCCCUGAGAAACUGGAUUUGAAUGAAGAUAUGUCUCAGCCACUCUCUCAUUAUUUCAUCAAUUCUUCCCACAACACCUACCUCACAGCUGGCCAGCUGGCUGGGAACUCCUCAGUAGAGAUGUAUCGCCAAGUGCUCUUGUCAGGUUGCCGUUGCGUAGAGCUGGACUGUUGGAAAGGGCGAACGGCAGAAGAGGAGCCAGUUAUCACGCAUGGAUUCACCAUGACAACGGAAAUCUCCUUUAAGGAAGUGAUAGAAGCCAUUGCUGAAUGUGCAUUUAAGACAUCACCUUACCCGAUUCUUCUCUCUUUUGAAAACCACGUGGAUUCCCCUAAACAGCAAGCCAAGAUGGCAGAAUAUUGCCGACUAAUAUUUGGUGACGCGCUGCUCAUGGAACCACUGGAAAAAUACCCACUUGAGUCUGGAGUUCCUCUUCCCAGCCCCAUGGAUUUAAUGUAUAAAAUACUGGUGAAAAAUAAAAAAAAAUCUCACAAGUCUUCCGAAGGAAGUGCGAAAAAGAAGCUUUCCGAGCAAGCAUCCAAUACGUACAGCGACACGUCCAGUGUGUUUGAACCCUCGUCUCCUGGAACGGGAGAGGCUGAUAUUGAAAGUGAUGAUGAUGACGAUGAUGAAGAUGACUGUAAAAAAUCAUCAAUGGAUGAGGGUACUGCUGGAAGCGAAGCCAUGGCCACUGAAGAAAUGUCAAACCUGGUGAACUAUAUUCAGCCAGUCAAGUUUGAAUCCUUUGAGACAUCAAAAAAGUGCAACAAGAGUUUUGAAAUGUCAUCUUUUGUGGAAACCAAAGGACUUGAACAACUUACAAAGUCUCCAGUGGAGUUUGUAGAGUAUAACAAGAUGCAGCUUAGCCGGAUUUAUCCAAAGGGAACGAGAGUAGAUUCUUCAAACUAUAUGCCUCAAGUCUUCUGGAAUGCUGGUUGUCAAAUGGUGGCUCUUAACUUUCAAACUGUAGAUCUGGCUAUGCAAAUCAACAUGGGGAUGUAUGAAUAUAAUGGAAAAAGUGGGUAUAGACUAAAGCCAGAGUUCAUGAGAAGACCAGACAAGCAUUUUGACCCAUUUACUGAAGGUAUCGUGGAUGGGAUAGUAGCCAACACCUUAUCUGUUAAGAUAAUUUCUGGCCAGUUUCUUUCUGAUAAGAAAGUCGGGACUUACGUAGAAGUAGAUAUGUUUGGUUUGCCCGUGGACACCAGGCGCAAAGCGUUUAAGACCAAGACAUCUCAAGGAAAUGCUGUGAAUCCUGUCUGGGAAGAAGAACCAAUUGUUUUCAAGAAGGUGGUCCUUCCUUCUCUGGCGUGCUUAAGGAUAGCCGUUUAUGAAGAAGGAGGUAAAUUUAUAGGCCACCGGUUACUGCCCGUCCAAGCAAUUCGACCAGGUUAUCACUACAUCUGUCUGAGGAAUGAAAGAAAUCAACCUUUGAUGCUCCCAGCUGUUUUUGUAUACAUAGAAGUUAAAGACUAUGUCCCAGAUACUUAUGCAGAUGUUAUUGAAGCAUUAUCCAAUCCAAUCCGGUAUGUGAAUUUGAUGGAGCAGAGAGCUAAACAGCUGGCAGCACUCACACUGGAAGAUGAAGAUGAAGUAAAGAAAGAGGCGGAACCUGGAGAAACUCCAUCGGAAACUAAUAAUGAGCCGAGACCAACGCCCGCAGAAAAUGGAGUCAAUCACAGCGCGUCCCUGGCACCAAAACCACCUUCACAGGUUGUCCACAGUCAGCCAACACCAGGUUCUGUAAAAGCACCUGCAAAAUCAGAAGAUCUUAUUCAGAGUGUCCUUACAGAAGUGGAAGCGCAAACUAUUGAGGAACUGAAACAACAGAAGGCCUUUGUUAAACUUCAGAAGAAACACUACAAAGAAAUGAAGGACCUUGUCAAGAGGCACCAUAAGAAAACCACUGAUCUUAUCAAAGAGCACACUACAAAGUAUAAUGAAAUCCAGAAUGAUUACUUGAGGCGCAGAGCCGUCUUGGAAAAAACAGCAAAAAGAGAUAGCAAGAAAAAAUCUGAAGCAAGCAGUCCCGAUCAUGGUUCUUCAACAAUUGAACAAGACCUUGCUGCUCUUGAUGCAGAAAUGACCCAGAAGUUAAUAGAAUUGAAGGACAAACAGCAGCAGCAACUUCUGAAUCUCCGUCAGGAGCAGUAUUACAGUGAAAAGUACCAGAAGCGAGAACAUAUUAAGCUUCUGAUUCAGAAGCUAACAGAUGUGGCAGAGGAGUGCCAGAGCAAUCAGUUAAAAAAGCUAAAAGAGAUUUGUGAAAAAGAAAAGAAAGAAUUAAAGAAAAAAAUGGAUAAGAAGAGACAGGAGAAGAUAACUGAAGCCAAAUCAAAAGACAAAAGUCAAAUGGAGGAGGAGAAGACUGAAAUGAUCCGGUCAUAUAUUCAAGAAGUGGUGCAAUAUAUUAAGAGAUUAGAAGAUGCACAAAGUAAACGGCACGAGAAACUCUUAGAGAAACACAAGGAGAUCCGUCAGCAAAUACUGGACGAAAAACCUAAGUUGCAGGUUGAACUUGAUCAAGAAUACCAAGAUAAAUUCAAAAGACUCCCCCUGGAAAUUCUGGAGUUUGUUCAGGAAGCGAUGAAAGGAAAGAUCAGUGAAGAUGGAGAGCAGAUUUCUGCCCCUCCCUCUCUGGCCACAGACAGUGGAAAACUGAACCAUAAGCCUCCACAAAACGAGGAGGGAUUGGAAGAAGACAAUCAUGAAAAAGUGUUUGAUACGCCCCUCUAACUCUUCCUGCAAGGCCAAAGGCAAGCUUGCUGAUCACUCAGUCUUUUUUUUUCUCUCGUUGUGAGCGAAACUGCUGGUGAAUAGCUUCUGGUUACAGGAAGCAUCCGUUUCUCCAUCUACACUUUUAAAGGGAGCAUUUUUGUACAGGUGCUGUGAGGAGGUUUUCAUUCCCAGUCUUCAUUUUAUUAUGCUGAAGCUUCGUGCAGGAGUAACAGAGAAAUUAAUAAGUAUCCUGGCUUUUUUGCUUUCCGUUGGCUACUUCCAAAUGGGCCACUUGUGGGCCGUGUGCACUGCUCGGAAUGUGUAAUGAAGACCCGUGGCUUGUUCGAAGAUAACCCGUGCACAGAUUUCCGUUUGAAGUGCCAGUGUGAUGUGUUCCAAGCUAAUGCAAAUAGAGUCAGAAUUGUACAUCACUAUUUAACAACCGUUUGUGAUUCCUACUUUUAACUGCACCUCAACCUCUGUGUUGUCAUUUUUAUUUUUUUUUUGCAUUAAAUGGUUUGACCCUUUGCUUAGCAAGCACUGGUGGCUUGCUCUUUCGAUAGGAUGUUAAUUCAUAGGGAUUGAAAUCUUAUUUGCUGCUGAAAAUGUCUUUAGUUGGAUCUGUGGUGUUUGAAGUCUUUACCUAGCGAUUACCCCAAACUCGUGUGUGAUAUACAUGAUAUACAUGUAUAUGAUAUAUAUACAUAUAUAUAUAUAUAUUAUUCAUACGUAUCCCCACUCAUCCUUGGAAGUAUGUAUUUAUAAACACCGAUAUAUAGGAGUGUAUAUAGCUGUUAUUACACAUAUAUGUGUGUGUGUUUAUAAAUUGGCAGUGAGCCCACUCUUUCCCAUAAGACGACUUUCAGAUAUGAUGAAAAAUGCAGAUUUUAAUAUCUAAAUUAUGUUCAUGUAAAAUUAUAGUAAAAUUCACAGAAAAAAAUUGCUGGAGCUGCCAUUGCAAAUUAAAAUAGUUUUUAAAGAAAAAUGUGAUAUUUGGCAGGCUUAGAAUGUUGACUUUAUCAACUUCUAGGCUAGUGGCAAUUGCUAGAUUUACACAGAAAAUGUAUACAGCAUUGGAAGUUUAUCGAUGUAUUCUGACUUUUUUAAGGUUGACAGAUUGUUUUACUAAGGUUUGAAGCGUAAAAAUAAUAUAAAAAUUAAUUGCAUUUGAUAUGUACAUUAAAUAAUUUAACUACGUCUUGACAUUAAGAAUAACUGGUGUGUGGUCUAUAAGAGGCAUAAAGGAAAUAUACUGUGUGAUUCCCUUAAAAUGAUUUUAAAAAGACAUUCUAUAGCAGUAUUUCUUAAAAGAUACGUGUUAUCUUCAGAAUUCACCCAUUUAAGAGAACUCUGAAGGUAAAAUUUUCCAUUUCAAGAUGAUCACAUUGUAUUUUUAUUUAGAAAAUAAAAUUAAUUGUCUUUUAUAGCAGCAUAGCAAAGCAUUUUAUUAUACAGUGGCAUUUAAGUUCCUUCACAUUUUUCCUCAGGAGUUUAAUAUUUUUAAUAACUUAUUUUAUUUAAAUUUAAGCAAUAACUAAAUAUCACGAUUAUGCUUCAGUCAAAAUCAAAGUAAUUUCAAACCUUGGAAAACAGCAUUUAAUUAAAAAAAAAAAGAUAUUUCACAAGAUACAAGGGGCAAGUCAUACUCAUUUAGAUGCUACCACCUUGGUUAAAAUUGUUUCGAUUUUCAUUUUGACUACUGGAAAAUCAACUUUCAGUUAGAAAACUGAAUACUUUGUAGUUUACUCUGUUUUGAAUUUAGAAGAUAAUAUCAUUAAUUAUAAAAAAAAAGAAUGGUCAAAAUAGAAUGCUGCAUUUUUUUUAACAAAAUUACAAAUGAUACAAAUUAUAGAAAAACUAAGAAUAACCAAAUCCAUACUCUUGCAUCACAAUGGAGACGAUUAUACUCUAGCCCGCAAAUUGUCUAGGGCAAGUACAGAAUAACCUUUUAUUUAUACAAAAUGGAUAUUAGUUGGAUUUCAGUAUAUUCUCAGCUGUAGCCAUUUUAAAUACGUUUGUAUUUGACCAUUAACUGUACCCACAUUUUUUAUAUCUGUACAGUGAUACUUUUAUGCAGUUGUAUGGUAGCGUGUAAUACUCUUCAUCUUGCAUUGUUCAAACUAUUCCAGUGAUUCAGAUAGCAUUUAUUAAUAUUCAUAUUACUUGAAAUAGACUUUAAAAAAGAAAAAAGAAUCUUUAUGAUGUGCAGUCUUGUGCCUUUAUGUAUUUGCCUUCUGUGUUGAAUGUGUGAUAUGCUGUACAGUGGACGUUCCUGUCAUAGACAAUAGAACUCGAUAUUAAUCUAGAGUGUGCACUUCAGAUAUCUUUACACUACUGAAAAUAGCUUAGUUUGGGCCGUAUAAACUGAAUUUUAAAAGUUCUAAAUGCCGGACAUUUUGGAUUUAACCUUUUCAUUAUUGCUGUAUGUUAAUUAAUACACUUGUAUUAGUUAAGCCAUCAUUGAAUGAUUCCUCAAGGGAUAUUGCUUGCAUUUCUUUGAAAUUACUGUUGCUCUUGGACAUUGUAUGAAUAUUGUCUGUGAUGAUUGGACUUUGUGAUUUUUGCCUUUGAAGAAAAAGAUAGGUCAAACUAUUUGAGCUUUUUAAAUGUACAUAUUUUGGUUUCUCAAUCUCAAAUUGUUUCCAAUGCAUAAUUCACAUUUUUGUAAGAAUUCUAUGCAAUUUUGUGGCAUGAUGUUUCUUCCACUUGUACUUUUAUGUGCUUUCAUCACAGACCCCAAGGACAAAAUAAAAAUUUCUUAACCAGAA